Messenger RNA from Orbilia oligospora ATCC 24927, 2241 nucleotides. RefSeq lists its product as uncharacterized. NCBI's taxonomy places the organism in Eukaryota, Fungi, Ascomycota, Orbiliomycetes, Orbiliales, Orbiliaceae. The transcript has a single exon. The coding region runs from base 1 to 2241 and encodes 746 amino acids. The record is from RefSeq and is a predicted model, not a curated record.
AUGUCGUUCGUCAAACCUGAGCUACACCAUCGGAGGUCAUUCUCUAGGAAGUCUGAGAAGCGGAGAAAGCGCAAGACCUCGUCGACGGAUGUAUUAGAUAACGCUUUACUACCGGAUACUUCAUCUCCUUCAUCGAUAUUACAAGCUCUCCCCGUUGGAACUUCCGACUCUGCUCUACCUUCUCUAUCUGAAUCGCCGACAAGAUCCCCCUUAUCCCGGCGACGGAGUAAACCGGAGGACGAGAACAACGAAGAUACACCGAAUAAACGUCGGAAGAAGGAUCCCGAAUUCUGGUGGGAAAUUACCCGUGAUACUACAGUUCUCAAGCCUCUUCCAAGUUCUUCUGGAGAGGUCUCGAAAAGUAAAGGGUGGGCUACCACGAACUCUUCAUCAUCGGACGAAGAUAUUGGGGAGGAGUGUUUCCCUAUGGAAGAUAUACGUAUGGACUGCGUCUUUGUAUCGGAUGUUGAAAAACAGGAAAUCCACGACGGUAUUUCAGCAGCUGUCUCUGAAGAACAUAUUCUCCCCAUUCAAGGAGAUGCUCUGAAAGAGCUUUUCGACGCUAGCUAUGACCAAAGGCAGCUGUAUAACGACUGGCAGGGAGACGUCAUAAACACCCCCGAGGAAGAUGAAGGUGUCGAAGUUGAUAAAAACAAGGUCGAUGAGGCCGAGGAGGCGCAGGAGACAGAAAAGGAAGAAAAACCCGAAGAGCCUUUAGAAGGACAAAACAACGACACAGUACAAGUAGAGAAGGAUGAACAAGAGAAGGGAGGACAAGAGCAAAGUAGCCAACCGACAAAGCCUGCUACGAAGAGUCUAUCUAUCCCAAAACUGAAGGACGCACUUGUAACCCUCCGAGCUGGUGUCGGCAAAUUUUCCCUGCGGAUCAAAGAGGCCCAGGACAAAAAGAUCGUUCCAGACACAGAAAUCAAACCUAAGAGAUCGAGUACCUAUCGUGCUAUGCUCAUGCACAGAGAUUCGAACCAUUGCCUCAUCACACACGCUCGCGAUUCCUUGAUCGCUGCACACAUCCUCCCAUUCACUAUUGCGUCCCUGGCACGCUCCCAUCGAUUCUGGUCCUUACUCCGUCUCAUGCUGGGUCCAGCGAUUUGCGACCAACUCUUCGAAAGAUACGGUUAUAAGACAACCCGUCAUCAUCAAGGCAACAAAGGUAUCAAUUCACCAGAGAAUGGAUGGAUCCUUCGUUAUGACCUGGAUGGCGCUUUCUCUCGAAUGGAGUGUUAUCUCGAGCCGAUCCCAGACGAGCCAAACAAAUACAUCUUCAAAUGGCUUCAAGAACCAAAGGAACGUAUUCGCAUGAGCGUCUACCAUUCCAACGAAAAUAGACAGGACGAACUUCUCAAGAGCGGAGAAAUCAUUGACCUCACACCUGCUGAAACGCCAGAAGCCCAAAACAUCCCAAAUCAGGGCACCACGCGAGUAGUCCCACCGCCAUCUCGAGCACUUCUUCAAAUGCAAGCCGCGAUCCAUAAACUCGCCCAUAAAUUCCAGGGCCAAGCCGAUAUUUUCAACACUCGCUCCCACCCUGAUUGGGACUCUGAUUCUGUUUCUUCCAUCGAGGAAGAAUACGAGUUGCAUGAACGAAGUCGACAAUACGAGCUGGCGCAGCCACUCAAUGCCGACAACCACAUGUACUUCUGUGACAACAAAGUUGUGGAAUGGCUUCGAAGUGUCUCUCCAGAACAACCGGAGAAAGCCGGCAUGAAACGCAAGCGCUCAGACUUCGAAGAAGAAGUAGAAGAGGCGGAAACCCAACCACAAACCGAAAUCACUCUAGAAGCCGACAACCGGCCGACUAAACGAACAAAAACAUCACAUUUCACAUUCCCCAAACCUGUUUCGCAGCCCAUCAGGAAACCGAAAAAAUCCACCAAUAUGAGAAAUAUCAAAGUCGCCGCCGCGAAGGCAACCCCAGAAACGGGCCUGCUCUCCCCAGGCAUUACGAACAAGUCCGAAACGUCCCCGGAAGAAAAAGGGAGGACAAGACGUUAUAUAGCACGAGAAUGUAAGCGUGCUCUUACAUACGAGAGUAAUACGGCUACUCCGUCCGAAGGAACACAACAUGCUACGAAGCAAGUCAGCCCCGCCACCCCUGUCAGUCGUAAGCGGGGUCAUGCGAGUACGACAAAGGUGGCAGUGGGGAUUAGCACGAUGCAGGAAGGCGGCAAAGCCCGUGUUUCAAAUGGUGGUGUUGGGUCGAGGAAGAGAAAGAGGACAUAA